GUCAAAAGCAAAUAAAUAAAUAUUAAAUUAAAUACUAAAAUAAGAAAGCAACAUAAAAAAAUUCAGUAUGAAAUUCUAUACGCUUAUUUUAUUAACCGCCACUGUCUUGGCAGUGGAAUCGCGUAGUGCUGGUCAACUGAAUCUACAAGCAACAGCUGGUAUAGAAGGACGCAUAAUUGGUGGCAAUGAUGCGCCACUUGGCUAUGCACCAUAUCAAGUUUCUUUGAGGAAUACUUUCGGUGAACACGUAUGUGGUGGUUCGAUUAUAGAUUCAUAUUGGAUUUUGACUGCUGCACAUUGUAUGGAUUGGCCUAUACAAUAUUUACGUGUAAUUACUGGUACAAUCAAUUGGAGCAAAGGUGGUGCUGAAUAUACUAUAGCCGAGGCAAAAAUACAUUGUUUAUAUACAACAUAUCACAAUGACAUUGCACUACUACGUCUGGAUAACCCCAUAGUAUUUAAUGAUGUGACACAACCUAUCAAACUAGCUACCAGCAAUACAUUGAAAGAGAACGAUAAAUUGGUAUUAACUGGUUGGGGUGCUACUAAGGUGUGGGGACGUUCAGCUGAUGUUUUACAAAAAGUCGAUUUGAAGUAUGUGCCAUAUGCUACUUGUAGACCACAAGUAAAGAACUCCGCUUGGAUUGAUGAAGGUCACAUAUGCUCGUCAACUAAAGAUAGUACAGGUGCCUGUAAUAAUGAUUCCGGUGGUCCUUUGGUGGAUGAAAAUCAAGUACAAGUUGGUAUUGUUAACUGGGGUGAAGCUUGUGCUGUCGGUUAUCCUGAUGUUUAUGCCAGUGUUUCUUAUUACCAUGACUGGAUAGUUAACACUAUGAGUGGUAAGAACACUUGCUAAAACGUGAGGAAGUAUAAAUAAGAAAACAUAUAUUGGUGAUAUCUAAGCCAAACGCGAACAAAUAAUUUUAGAAAUAUAUUAGAAUUAAACAUUAUUUUUUUUUUUGGUAUAUUAUAUA
Messenger RNA from Teleopsis dalmanni, 974 nucleotides. Its product is annotated as chymotrypsin-1-like. Gene Ontology annotation, biological process: proteolysis. The record is from RefSeq and is a predicted model, not a curated record. Gene Ontology annotation, molecular function: serine-type endopeptidase activity. The transcript has a single exon. Bases 68 to 856 code for a protein of 262 amino acids. NCBI's taxonomy places the organism in Eukaryota, Metazoa, Arthropoda, Insecta, Diptera, Diopsidae.